Acaromyces ingoldii is the source of this 2084-nucleotide messenger RNA. RefSeq lists its product as hypothetical. NCBI's taxonomy places the organism in Eukaryota, Fungi, Basidiomycota, Exobasidiomycetes, Exobasidiales, Cryptobasidiaceae. Bases 26 to 1963 code for a protein of 645 amino acids. The record is from RefSeq and is a predicted model, not a curated record. The transcript has 3 exons.
CCCCACACGCCUGCAGUUAGCCGUCAUGCUGCGCCGUCUCCUUUGCCUCAUCGGCGUCUUCUCGCUCCUCGUCAGGACGGGCUCGGCGUCGUCCUGCGACAUCCGCCUCUGGGUGCGGGCCGACGAUCUGCAUGCCGGUGCGCUGACUGAGGGCGACGUGCGCCUCGUCAACAACCUGACGUCCGCGGGACAUGAAGACUGCCGGAUUGCAUCGUGGACCCUCGGUCUGCGCCACCGUGAGCGGGCUGCGCUCAAGUACCCGCUUCGUCAUGCCAAGCUGCCAGCCAAGCCAACGUACAAGUCCCGCCCGCGCGUGCAGCAGCCUGCAGGUCUCGUCGAGACAUUCAUUGAUGCACGAGAAGAGGAGGAGCGCAAAUACCACGGGAAGCUUGAGGACUACGCAAACGCCAUGCGCAACAGCGAAACGUGGGCCAUCAUCGACGAGGAGCGCAUCAUGUUUGACAUUACUGCCGACAUGGGAUCUGUCGAGGAGGAGAGCGCAGGCUUCCAGGUAGUUGAUGAGGCCCCAUUUACGGUCAUCGUCCCGCCUGUCAUCCUUCCAUUCAAGGUGCAACAUGCCGGCAACAAAUACCAAGAAACCAAGACAAACGUCUUCUAUACCCACGAGUUCGAUCUGGCGUAUUAUGGUCUAGUACGACUCGUCAAUGGCACAGAAAUUGAUGUUCCGGGAGGCGAGACGGCCUUUGUGCCACCGCCUAGCGAAAGGAGCUCGACAGAACGUACCGAGACCUUAGUCUUCAACGUGACGGCAAGACCCAAACAAGACCAGGAACCAGUCGGCUUCAUUCUCGAUACAGGAGUCGUUGUUGGAGACCGAUAUCUGGGAGAUAUGAAAGUAGAUGACCUCGCUGUCAACGUGACGUUUCAGGAUAUCCCAGAGCUGGUGCAAGGCAGAGAUCACAAGAUCCACGGGCACAUUACCAAAGGCAACGAAGAAUUCGAGAUGCAGUGGGUCGACGUGAAGCUGAGGAUGCGCAUGGAGAAUAAGUGGGUGAGCGACCAUCUGCUGAGCGUGGGAAGAGGAGAGCUGGAGAGGACGCUCGCAGCAAUCUCUUCAGCCCCCAGAUCUCCCCCCUUCAGGCAAGAAUGGCCGACCUUGGUCACACCAGCGGCAAAGUACGUCUCCGACGCGAUGGACACCACCACGAGCUGCUGUCUUUCCAGUGACCGCAUGCGUCGUCGUGACCCAUUUUCUCCGGGUGUGCCGAACAUUGACGAGACAGGCGGAUUCGCAGUCUGGGUGAAUGUGUCAGACCUGGAUCCACCCACGAAACAACCCUCUGCGUACGAGGUGGCCAAAGCCGAACUCGUGGUCAAGCUUGCUGUGUCUCCACGAUCGGCACAAAAUAUCAAGCAAAAAGAGACGGGCGAUGGUUGCGAGGGAGAGCCGAGCCCAGGCGCGCAAACGCGCUCCGAGGCGAUACACGCCAUCAACAAGCAGUCCUGGUCCAGUCAGCCAUGGAGCGGCUGCCGUCUUCGGCAGAACCGCACGGCAUCCAGUACAGCCCCUCGGCUAGUGCCGCGAGUCACGAUUCUCGAACUCGUCAUUGCAGACGUCGACAUCCAUCAACGACGCUGGGAAAGGCUUGGACGGACACCUCCCCAGCAGGUCACUUGCGACGAGAGUCUUCUGCUACCUUUCACUUCCCCCGAAGCACGCGCGCCGUCUCUUCUCGCCGGCAAGCCGAGGGAGGAGGACCGACGGAGGGCGUGUCAGGACGCAGAUUCACUCGAGCUCCUUAGUAGCCUCACCAAGUUCCAUUCGCUGCGCAACAAUAUCGACGACCAGCGCAACGCCUCGCUUGAGUUCGUCCGGGCACGCUACAAUCUUGUCCUUGGCCCCGUUGCUGAUCUCAUGCGGCUUCCGCGUCCUGGAUCUGCCAGCGUGGGCAAGCUCUGGGCUCACACGGUCAUCAUGCCUCUCCUCAAGGAGCGUGGGUAGUCUGCUGGAUGGCACUGUAUGUUACCCGCUGGUUUGGUUCCGAGCACGAGCAUAGUUUUUGAGAUCUGUAUGUACACGUAUCCUACAUUUGGAGAGGAAUGGAAGAGGCGCCGAGAUAUGC